This is a messenger RNA of Bombyx mori (domestic silkworm), 2156 nucleotides long. RefSeq lists its product as uncharacterized. Lineage: Eukaryota; Metazoa; Arthropoda; Insecta; Lepidoptera; Bombycidae. The transcript is spliced from 7 exons. The record is from RefSeq and is a predicted model, not a curated record. Bases 184 to 1224 code for a protein of 346 amino acids.
UAUUAUAUUCAGUGUAUAAUCUAUGGUAAUAUUUAAAAAAAAAAUACAGUCUUACUCAUAAUUGUUUAUUUUGUUUUCAAAAUAUACAUAUCCUUUAAUAGAAGAAAGUGUUCGAAAUUAUAGAUACAUAUAACUCAAUAAAUUAAUGUUUAUUUUUAAUAAAAGCUAUUUAAGCGAUUAGUAAUGUUAGCUUCAUUAAAAAAAAGGUUGGCAUGGGCUAAAUUAGCAAAAUGCCAAGAAAAUCUAACGAAUCAAUCGUACGUUAUAUUACCAGCUUUUAUUGGUUUAUUUGAAGAUAUAAUUCUAUGGAAACAAAUUUGGCUGUCCGUAUCAUUUAUAAUAAUCAAGAGCGUAAUAUUUUUAGUAUGUGUAUACCACCAAAUAAAUUUUAUAAAAUUUAUGAUAUGCCUGUGCAUCACAUUGCUUUGUUUGGAUGGAUUUGAAGCUUGGUUAAAAUACAAACACAGAACUGCGUGUUUGGAAAGACUUUCAACCUACAAUGGAAAAAAAAUAAUAUUAGCCACAAAACAGUUAAAAGAUUGGUUUGUAAAUAAAUGGUGUGAAUUCAUUUAUAUAAGGCAAACUAAUCAUACCAAAGCAUUUUUGCUGGCCAACAUAAUACUGGGAUGCAUUUUCUUCAUUGGAAAGUAUGUAAAUGGUUACAUGCUAAUAUAUUCAAUGUGUUUGUUUGUGUGUCUUUCACACAAAGUUAUAUAUCCAGUUAUAAAAAUCUUCAAAAAUAUUCAACAGGAUUUAGAGUCUGAGAGCGAGCUUGAGGGUCUAAUUCCUGAAAUAUCAGAUGUUGAUAUACAACUAUUGACGAUUGAAGCUGAACAACAAAUUGAUGAAAAGCAAAGUUAUGAUUAUUGGAAACCAGAAGAUAUUCCACUUGAAGAAGCAAGCGAUAGCUCUGAAAACAGCAGUCUUGAUACAAGUUUCUCUGUUGAUAAAAUAAACACACUAGAAAAGGAUAUUGAAACAUCAGACUCCAGUGAAGAUGAAUAUAUACCUCUAGAUCCACACCUGAAAGAUCCACAACUACAGACAACCUUGGAAGUAUCCGAACCAAACACAUGGACCAACAGUGCUUAUAAUACAUUAUGGAAUUUUACUGGUGCUUUAAGUAAUAUGAUGAAGACCACAAACGAAGCAACAAGAAAACGAAUGUCAACAUGUUUUUUUUACUGGUUAAAAUGUGCUAACUGGAUUAGCUCACAACCCUAGCUGAGCUUCCUGGAGCUUAUAGAGCGGAAAAUGUGAAGACUGCUGCCAUCCUGUUAACUAUAUUUUAAUUGUAUAUACAACUGUUCAAAGUGAAGCACUUUGCAUGCUUCAUAGCCAAAAUACACUAGUGGCAAAGUGUAUGGACUAUAUAAGUACUUAAGAAAAAUAAUAGUCAUAAAAAGAUAGGUUCCAAAGAAGAAAUAGGAAAUUACUCUUAUCAUGAAUAGAACUAAAUAUUCAGUAAGUCAACUAUAGCGCUAAACACUUCUAUAGUAUUUACUUCUGCACUAUACUUCCAGAACAUGCAUCAGACUACACUUUAUUGCUUCUAUAGGUAUAUUGGGUGUCAAUUAUUUUUAUCCUACAUGCAAUAACAAAACUAAAAUGUAUGUAUGAUUAAUAAAUAGACAAUUUUUUAACACAGUCAUAAUUGGGAUCACCAUGUUUUGAGCAGUGGUUUACACAUGCUGUAUUUUUACUUUAAUUUUUAAUAUAUUACUACAAUAAUGUUGUUAUAAAUUUAUAUCUAAUUCGGGUAAAAUUUAAAUAUGUUUUUAAUUCCUUAAAAUUAAAAACUAUGACUACAGCAAUGUCAUUCUACCUUUGAGAUUGAUAAGAGGAAUAAUUUCACUAAUUCUCUAUCAGAAUGAUUAAUACAGAGUAUAUAUUAAGAUAUUUCAUUACUUAAUUAAAUACCUUUACGGAUACUUACCUCGAAAUUGUUUGUUAACAAAGAAUCAGUGUUAGUUACAAUUUCCAUUUCUAUUUCAAUCCGACUUUGACUAGCUCCUUCAUUAAUUGAUUGAAAACAAGUAAUUUGAACCUAAAAACAUGGUUAAAUGAUGAAUAUUCAAUAUCUAUCACAAUAUUUAGUCCAAAUAUCAGGUUUGACUAGUACUGAAAAUAACAUUUUUAAUAAAUAUUAAGAACAU